This is a messenger RNA of Fragaria vesca subsp. vesca, 1374 nucleotides long. RefSeq names its product UPF0481 protein At3g47200-like. Lineage: Eukaryota; Viridiplantae; Streptophyta; Magnoliopsida; Rosales; Rosaceae. The record is from RefSeq and is a predicted model, not a curated record. Bases 1 to 1374 code for a protein of 457 amino acids. The transcript has a single exon.
AUGGCAAAUGAUAUAGAAAGCAGUAAAAGCACCUGUUCAGAGAUUGAAACUUCGGAUAGUGUUACAGAAGAUUACGAGUGCAAAGCUAUUGUUGAGGCAUUGAACACUGCAGCAAAGCUUCGCAUUGAUUCACUAUGGUCUGCUAAGUGGUGCAUUUUCAGAGUCCCCAAAGUGCUUCAGAGGCAUAAACCUGAGGCAUAUAGACCUCAUGUUGUCUCAAUCGGUCCCUUCCACCACAGAGGUGAACAAUUUCAACCCAUUCAAGCUGUGAAGCAAUGGUAUUUACAUAACCUUCUCUCACUCCGGAACAUGAGUUUGAAAACAUUGAUCCAAGGCAUUGAUAAUAUCUCUGAGUUUGAGAAACGUGCUCGUGAAUGUUAUGCAGAACCACUUGACCUUAACCACGAUGAAUUCAUAGAAAUGAUGGUAAUUGAUGGUUGCUUCCUGAUAGAACUAUUUCGGAAACAUUUCUAUUGGUCAUAUAGGAAGGUCAUUAAGAAAGAUCUAGUUCCAGCUGAAGAACUAAAUAUCGACAAGGACCCUAUAUUCAACAUGGAUUGCAUGCUCCAAUAUAUUUUUCAAGACCUUAUGCUACUAGAAAAUCAGUUACCUUGGUUUGUUCUUGAGUGUUUAUUUGGUCUUACCAUGGAAAAACACGUCAGCUAUUCUCUCAAUGAACUUGUGCUUGUUGCCUUUAGGUCACAGCGAUCACUGGCAUGUAAUCUGGAGUUCUAUCUUCGUCACACUAAUGAUGAUGACGGUGAUGAAGUUUUGCACAUACUUGAUCUGGUAAGAUCUGCAACAACUUAUGGAUUCAAAAACCGUGAGCUAAUAACCAGCUCAGAGUUAAUAUUGCCUCCUGCAACUCUUCUCUCAAAGGCAGGUAUUAAAUUCAUAGAGAGCACUGAUUGUGGCAUAAUGGACAUGGAUUUCAAAGAUGGUGUUUUUGCUAUUCCACAACUGUCCAUUAUAGAGUCCACAGAACCAUUGUUGAGGAACCUCAUUGCCUUUGAGCAAUGUUGUCAGGGUCGCUCUCCGAAAGUGACAUCUUAUGUUAGUAUAAUGAACAGCCUCAUCACUACCAGCAAAGAUAUGGAUCUUCUUUGUAGGAAAGGUAUAAUCCGGCACUAUGAUCCCAUGUUCUUCAACAAGCUUCUCAAUGAUACGAAACUCAACAAUUUCUACUUCACUGGACUGUGUAAUGAAGUGAACAAACAUUAUAUUGUUUCAUGGAACAAGUGGCUAGAAAAGUUGAAGCGAGAUUACUUCUCCAACCCAUGGGCAAUCACUUCUUUGGUUGCAGCCUCCAUCUUUCUGGUUCUGACCUUAUUGCAGACCACAUAUACCAUUCGGCAAUACUAUUCUCCUCGCUAG